Messenger RNA from Lutzomyia longipalpis, 1332 nucleotides. It is a transcript of the gene spn-A, whose product is annotated as DNA repair protein RAD51 homolog 1. Gene Ontology annotation, molecular function: ATP binding; DNA strand exchange activity; single-stranded DNA binding. The record is from RefSeq and is a predicted model, not a curated record. Bases 143 to 1222 code for a protein of 359 amino acids. The transcript has 2 exons. Lineage: Eukaryota; Metazoa; Arthropoda; Insecta; Diptera; Psychodidae. Gene Ontology annotation, biological process: DNA strand invasion; mitotic recombination; chromosome organization involved in meiotic cell cycle. Gene Ontology annotation, cellular component: condensed nuclear chromosome.
AAUUGUCGAUGUUUUUCGAUCAGCUGUCGCGAUUUCUGCGCUUGCGUGAAAAAUAGGAGGGAAAAUAUUUUGCUUUUCUUGAGGAAAAUUCAUCAUUUUCAGUUAAAGUUUGCGGUUUUUUUGCACAAAAAAUUGUCUGAGAAUGUCCGAACAGGCACGGAAGAAGCAAAAAGUGGCAGAAGCCCCCAAAGCAGCCCCAGCGGCGGCCGCGGCUCCUGCUGAAGCUGCUCAGGAGGAGGAAGAGGAUGAUCUAAGUGGGCCCCAAAUGAUUGCUAAACUGGUUAAUACCUCAGUGGGGAUUACUACGGGAGAUGUGAAGAAGCUCCAGGAAGCGGGUUUUUAUACAGUGGAAGCAGUUGCAUUUGCUCUAAAGAAGAACCUGUUGGCUGUGAAGGGAAUUUCCGAGGCAAAGGCUGAUAAAAUCCUCACUGAGGCUGGAAAAUUGGUACCAAUGGGAUUCACAACAGCCACAGAGUACUACCAGAGACGCGCUGACAUCAUUCAGCUGUGCACAGGCUCCAAGGAGUUGGAUAAAUUGCUUGGCGGUGGCAUUGAAACGGGAUCAAUUACAGAGAUUUUCGGGGAAUUCCGCACAGGAAAGUCUCAAAUCUGCCACACACUCGCCGUAACGUGCCAGCUGCCCGUUAGUCAAGGUGGGGGCGAAGGGAAGUGCCUGUACAUCGACACAGAAGGCACCUUCCGCCCCGACAGACUCCUCUCCGUGGCGGAGCGCUACAAACUCAAUGGAACCGAAGUGCUGGACAAUGUGGCCUUUGCAAGGGCCUACAAUUCAGACCAUCAACUGGGACUCCUCACACAGGCAGCUGCCAUGAUGGUGGAAUCCCGGUAUGCCCUACUAAUCGUAGACAGCAGCACAGCUCUCUACCGGACGGACUAUCAAGGCCGCGGGGAGCUGUGCAAUCGGCAGACGCAUUUGGGCCAAUUUAUGAGGACCCUCCAGAGACUUGCUGAUGAAUUUGGCGUUGCUGUGGUCAUUACGAAUCAAGUUGUUGCCACCGUCGAUGGGGCACAGAUGUUCAAUCCCGAUCCGAAGAAACCCGUUGGAGGGAAUGUCGUUGCUCAUGCCUCAACAACACGCCUCUACCUGCGAAAAGGGCGCGGAGAGACGCGAAUAUGCAAAAUCUACGAUUCCCCCAACCUUCCGGAAUCCGAAGCAGUCUUUGCCAUUAAUCCUGACGGCAUUGGGGACCCCAAAGAGUGAUCCCCCCUUAAUUUGAACUUAUUUGCCUUAAUUUGUGUGUUAUUUCAUGGAAUUUUAAGCCUCCCAACCAAUUGAAUUUGAAUAAAGGGGAGUUAUUUACUUUUUCUUAA